Messenger RNA from Camponotus floridanus (Florida carpenter ant), 2525 nucleotides. RefSeq names its product putative RNA polymerase II subunit B1 CTD phosphatase RPAP2. The transcript has 7 exons. The coding region runs from base 340 to 2379 and encodes 679 amino acids. The record is from RefSeq and is a predicted model, not a curated record. Gene Ontology annotation, molecular function: RNA polymerase II CTD heptapeptide repeat phosphatase activity; RNA polymerase core enzyme binding. Gene Ontology annotation, cellular component: nucleus; cytoplasm. NCBI's taxonomy places the organism in Eukaryota, Metazoa, Arthropoda, Insecta, Hymenoptera, Formicidae.
CAGCUGAAAAGAACAGACCCAGUGUAAUAUCACUUUAAUACAAAAGUGUACAUUAACCUCUAUUGAUCAUAAUUCGAGAAUUAUUUAACAAAGAGAGAGUAGUCUAAUAAGGAAUAAGGAAUAAGAAGAGAAAGAGAAGAGGAAGGAAAAGAGAAAAAAGAAAGAGAUAUGAGUGCCUAAAUAAUCACAAUAGGACUAAACUGGUUGAAGACACAUUAAACUUUUAUAAAAAAAAAAUAAAUAAAUAAAUCGAGAAUUAGUUUGUAAUCUUCUAAGGAAUAUUAUAUAUAAUAGUGAAUAAAAUUUAAUACAUAAUAUCUCUGGGGUAACACUAUAACGAUGUCAGCGACUAAAAAGCUAAAAUUUAAAGAAGAAAGACAGAAAAUUAAGAAGAUGAGUAAGGCGCAGAUGCAGCUAGCUAUAAUAAAAAAGAAGCAAUGCGACGCAAAAGCUCUUGCAAUAGUCGAGCAACUUUUGGAACCAAAUGUAAAUUCCGAGUGGCUACUUCAAAAUUUAAGAUUUAUAAGUAAAAGUCACAUGGAAGAUGUUAUAGAAGAGAGAGCGAUAGUAAAGUUAUGCGGAUAUGUUUUAUGUUCAAAACCUUUGACUGUUGUUAUCCGACAACAGUAUCAUAUAUCGAUGCAUAGAAACAAAGUAUAUGAUAUUAGCAGACGGAAAAAUUUUUGUAGUUCAUCAUGCUAUGGUGCUGCCAAUUAUCUUCUUGAACAAAUGCUGGAGAGUCCACUAUGGUUGAGAGAAAUAGAUGAUAUACCAAUAUUUCAAAUAUUGCCUAUUGAUCCUAAGUCUAAACAAUGUACUCCUGGAGAUGAAAUCAAUAUUAGUGAGAUUAAUCUGAAAUCACAAAAUAUAAAUACCGACAAUAGUGAUAAUAAAGAAUCUACAGAACAUAACACUGGCCAGCAAGCAAAAGAUGUAUUAUUAAGUCUCGAGGAAAAAAAUAUAUAUAGUUCUUAUUUAUCAAAUAAUAUAAUUAAUGAUGACAAUAAACUAGAAGAGAUUCCUGUAAAUAUUAAUUCACAAAAGUUUGAAACUUUAUCACACUUAUAUAUGAAUCAAGAGAAGAGAGAUGAUAAUCAUUCUGAAGAAUCUAUAGAUUGUAAGAGCAGCUAUACUAAUGUUCAUAAAAUAAAUUUAGAUUCAGAGAAUUUAGAAAUAAAAGUUGCUGAGCAAUCUGCAAAUAUUCUACACUUGCAUGAAUAUAAUAGCAGAGAUGCACAAAAUAAAAAUGUACAUGUUACAUGCGCUAAUAAUGAUAGCAAAACAUUACAGUCUGAAUUAGAUGAAAUAAUUAACGAAAACAAUUGUAAUAAAAUGUUACCUUUGAAUGAAAUAAGUAAUGACACGAAAGAUGUAAAUAAAAAAAGUAAUGAAAAUAAUGAAAAGCUACAACCUCAAUCAGAUAAAACAAAUAAUAGUAAUAAUGAUAAUAGAAAAACUAUACAUCCUCAAUUGGAUGAAAUAUGUAAUACUAAUACUACAAUUUCAUCGAAAUCUUACAAUGAACAUAGAAAAAAGGGAAAUACAGAUAGAAUUAAUAAAAAUAAAAAGUAUAAGCAGAAAGAAUCUGACAAUACAGAAGUACAAACUAAUAUUUACCAUAAACUUGUAAUACAUGUUGAACAAAGUGUUAAAGAAUGGAUUACAGAAAAUACACUUUGUCUUCUAAUGGGUGAAAUGGAUGAGAAACACCAAUUGUUACAAAAUCUUACGCAGCAGGAUAGGUAUCAACAGUUGUGCAAAAAAUUAAACCGAUUGCAGCUAGAAGAUGAAAAGGAAGAGCGUGCCAAUUUAGAAAGAGAUGAGCUCAAACCUCUGCCUCACUUCUCUGUACUUGAAGAAGAGGGAAAAAAGAUCGACUUGAAGGUGCGUGCAUUUUACAAAGGACAAAUAACAAUAUCGCCUGAAGAUGAUGAUAAGGAAUCAAAAAAUAAAGACAGUAAUGAUUCUGUAUUACCAUUAACGGAUGCUCACGCUCCUAAUGCACUUCGUCGCCGAAUUUUCUUGGAUAAGCUUAAUAAAAUAUUGCCAGAUUUGAUGCGUGCUUUAACUCUCAACGUGGACAGUUCUUCAAUGGCACAAUGUACUUAUGAUCACGAGAGAUAUUUGUUAAUCAAAAUCUUGAGUAGCACUUUUAAUUUAUCUGCUACAAACAUUAUUUUUAAAACUGCCGAAUGGACACUUGUAGGACUUAUCAUGAUUAAAAUGUUAAGUCUAAUUGAUGUACAAUUGCAAUCAUUGCUCCAAUCUAAACAAACUUCAAUGUAUAUAUCAAUGAUUCUUACAACAUACAAACUGGAUUCCAGCUAUUUGGACAGAUUUAUAAUGGAAGUGACGAACACUGUAAAUACAUCCAAAUAAAAUAAUAAACAGUGUUAAUUAAAAACUAUGCAAGAAUCUGAUAUACUUACAAAAUAAAAGAUUAAAGACAAAAGAUAUAUGUAUAUACAAAUGUGAUAGCACAUUUCACAGCGAUGUAUACUUUGUAUUCAUAAAUCAAGGUAGCU